CCUCCAGGAUUGAGGAUGAUCCCUCACAUCACACACUCUUCACCAUCCUGCCAUCUGGGAAAAGACAUCAUGAACAAAACUCCCAGAGCUCGUUGUCAGCCACUGAAGCAGUGUGAGGACCUGAGCAAACCGGACGUAAAAGCCCACCGGCGCAGGCUGGACCUCACUGCCACGGCCUCGCUUCCACAGGCUCAGCUUCUCUGCUGCUCCCUUUAUCAGCUCUGUGGACUCCACCAGCUCCUGGACCACCUCUAUCCUCACAAGCACUACGCGCACCUCCACACCACACCCUCCAUCUCAUCCUUCUGCACUCCUACAUCUCUCCCUCUGUCCCUCUUUGUGUGUGUGUACUUCACCUUCAGCACUCUGCGUGUACAGUGCUAGCGUACUAUGGAGAAGGUGCAGCACAUGACCCGUGCGGCCAUCAGGAGGGCGUCCACCAUGGAGGUUCCGCAGCAGGCUAAGCAAAACAUGCAGAACCUCUUUGUCAACUUCUGCCUCAUCCUCAUCUGCCUGCUUCUCAUCUACAUCAUCGUCUUGCUAAUGAUGGCCAGCAUGGUGUAACCUCGUCCUCCUCCCGGCACCGCACGCCGCACACGUCCGUCCCUGAGCCCCACGGCGCCUCACUGCGAGCUCGCACUCCGAGAUCUUCCAGCUCCGACACGCCAGCUCUGACGUCUGCACCAUGGAUCUCACCAACAACCGAGGUCUCAACCUGCUGCUCAACUUCAUGCUCAUUGUGAUCGUGCUGCUGCUCAUGCUCAUUCUCGUCAAGCUCAUGUGACCAGAGCUGAGUCGCUCAGCAAGCACUCAGGACUUAAUAUGGCCUGAACACAUUUACUAUAGAGAGAGGUACCGGGAUUCUCUCUCUCUAUCUCUCUCUCCCCUCACUGACUCUCUCUCUCUCACACACACACACACACACACACACACAGUCUCUGAGUGUCUGUUCCAAUUUAUCACUUUAUAAGCCCCGUUAUGAUGUAUCGCUUUAAGAUUAAGUGCUUGUUAAAUGUGCGUUCUUACACGUUACACGCGUCUUUUGCUCCAACACAACGUCUGUAUCCUUCAGACUCACAACAAACCCUUGUUUGUUGUGUGUGUAUAUAAUAUUAUGUGUAUGUAGUAUAUAGUAGGGUUAAAAACCACAGGCUUCGAUUGUACCACCUGGUGGUGACAUUUAUAUUGCGAUCUCAUAAGUAAAAUCCUAACACCAAGGACUUUAAAGGUGGGGUGCACGAUAUUUGAAAGCCAAUGUUGACACUUGAAAUCACCAAGACAAACACGCCCCUUAACCAAAUGGGUGUCCACCCCUGUUUUUAUAGCUCCGCCCACACAUACAUAUGUAACCCAGGCAACUAUUAUGGCGGUACCUGUUGGGGCAGCUGGCCGAGGUGAUAUUUUUUAUUAAUAAAUGAACUCAGUGAGUAAUACUAUGGUAACACAGAUGUGUUUUUGCAGUACUGUGUGUUGUACCGUGAAAGGUUUAGCUCCGUUUCAUGCGGAAGACCUUCAGUUCUCUCCAGCGCUGGAAAGCUGAUCCUAUAUUAACACAGGUCCUGCUUCUUGCCUUAUCGUAAGUCUUUUUUCGCUUUUCGUUUUUCUCCGCCAUGUCAAUGUUUCGAUCACUUUAUGCUAAUGCCACACAUGCGCACUGAACACUCUCUCCACCACAUAUUGACAAGACACGCCCCUUUCUGCUCAUUGGCUACACGUGUGUUUUGUUUGUCGGCCCGACUCAGUUUUCUGAAGCAUUUCUCAAACAUUGUGCACCCGCCUUUAUUUGCCCUCCUCCACCCUGCUCCCUACUCCAUAUAAACUGCGCAGUGCAUUAUGGGACAUCUGCAGACCCUCGACGACACUGUUCCAUUUGGCCUGAUGCUAAAAUUCAAACAAAAUAAGAAGUAGCAUCUGGACUUUCCUUCUUAAAAAUACCUGAUUCGGCUCUCCGGGAGCAGAUUAGUCUCGAUCGUUACUCGUUGCCUUGAACAGCUGAUGUGUACAAAAUGUUUUUUUUUGUUUUUUUUUUGCCUACGGGUCAAAUAAAAUGUCAUGUAGUUGAUCGGUGUAUUGUACGUACAGAACUCCGAUGUAUUCACAACAGUUUAUCACAACUCUGAUAUUAUGAUCAUCUUUCCCAGCCCUACACAUCACUACUGUUUGUCUUGUGUAUAUUACUACACUAUUUUCCGCGUGUCGAUCACCCUCAUAGCCAUGUGUGCCUCAGGCUGAACUGGACAUGAUGAGUCUCCCAGUCAUAAAGACAGACAGCUGCAUGGGUGAAGAAUGAUGUACGAGGAUAAAACACACAUGGCUGUUUGAUUACAGAGAAUAAACCACCAUCUUACAACA
Molecule: messenger RNA, 2352 nt
Organism: Tachysurus vachellii
Lineage: Eukaryota; Metazoa; Chordata; Actinopteri; Siluriformes; Bagridae
Gene: pln1
Product: phospholamban
Exons: 4
Coding region: 391-564 (57 amino acids)
Biological process (GO): negative regulation of ATPase-coupled calcium transmembrane transporter activity; negative regulation of calcium ion import into sarcoplasmic reticulum; negative regulation of heart rate
Cellular component (GO): sarcoplasmic reticulum; membrane
Molecular function (GO): ATPase inhibitor activity
Source: RefSeq, a predicted model, not a curated record